AUGCAAAUUAUGUUAUCCGUAGGAGCAUUUAAUAAGCUAGGGAUUCUCUACUCUGAUCGGGGCAAGCUUAAGGAGGCAGAGGAGAUAUACCAGCGAGCACUAGCAGGCUAUGAGAAGGCCCUAGGUCCAGAUCACACAUCUACUCUUAAUACUGUGAACGACCUAGGAAUUCUCUACUCUGAUCGGGGCAAGCUUAAGGAGGCAGAGGAGAUGUACCAGCGAGCACUAGCGGGGUACGAGAAGGCCCUAGGUCCAGAUCACAAAUCUACUCUUAAUACUAUGAACAACCUUGGCCUUCUCUACUCUAAUCAAGGGAAAUUAAAGGAGGCAGAGGAGAUGUACCAGCGAGCACUAGCAGGCUACGAGAAGGCCCUAGGUAUAGAUCACACAUCUAUUCUCAAUAUUAAGUUGAAGGAAGCAGAGGAGAUGUACCAGCGAGCACUGGCAGGGUACGAGAAGGCCCUAGGGCCGGACCACACAUUCACUCUCAAUACUGUGAACAACCUUGGCCUUCUCUACUCUGAUCAGGGCAAGUUCAAGGAGGCCGAGGAGAUGUACCAGCGAGCACUGGUGGGUAAGGAGAAAGCCCUAGGUCCAGAUCACACAUCCACUCUCAAUACUGUGAACAACCUCGGGAGUCUCUAUUUUAAUAAGGGCACGCUCAAAGAGGCCGAGGGGAUGUACCAGCGAGCACUGGCAGGCUACGAGAAGGCCCUAGGGCCAGAUCACACAUCCACUCUCAAUACUGUGAGCAACCUUAGGAAUCUCUACUCUGAUCAGGGCAAGCUUAAGGAGGCAGAGGAGAUGUACCAGCGAGCACUGGCAGGCAAGGAGAAGGCCCUAGGUCCACAUCACAAAAUGACCCAAUGA
This is a messenger RNA of Penicillium longicatenatum, 870 nucleotides long. RefSeq lists its product as uncharacterized. NCBI's taxonomy places the organism in Eukaryota, Fungi, Ascomycota, Eurotiomycetes, Eurotiales, Aspergillaceae. Gene Ontology annotation, molecular function: protein binding. The transcript is spliced from 3 exons. The coding region runs from base 1 to 870 and encodes 289 amino acids. The record is from RefSeq and is a predicted model, not a curated record.